AUGGAGGAUUCUUCGGCAGGUGACGACCCCAAGACUUGUCCCCGUGGCCACUGGAGACCUGCUGAGGAUGAAAAGCUUAGACAACUUGUUGAACAAUAUGGUGCUCAAAACUGGAAUUCAAUUGCCGAGAAGCUCCAAGGAAGAUCAGGGAAAAGUUGCAGAUUAAGGUGGUUCAAUCAGCUCGACCCAAGAAUCAACAGAAGACCUUUCACAGAAGAGGAAGAAGAGAGAUUACUCGCAGCUCAUCGCAUUCACGGGAAUAAGUGGGCUCUCAUAGCGAGGCUUUUCCCUGGUCGAACUGAUAAUGCUGUGAAGAAUCACUGGCACGUUAUAAUGGCGAGAAAACAAAGGGAACAAUCCAAGUUAUGUGGGAAAAGAAGUUUCCAAGAUGUUUACAACGAUUCCAACACGUUCCUCGAAAAGAGAACACCACAAUCUCAUCAAGACCUAUUGUUUAGUACGAGAUUUGGGUUGGAGAAUGGAAGAUUCUUUGACUUUCGGAGCCUCGAUAGUAACAAGGAUAAUAACAAUAGCAAUAAUAGGAUAGUUGCUGAUAGUACUACUCCCUCUAGUUCUCUGGCGUCUUGGAAUUUUUCCUCUGUGCCAACCACCACAAACGGUUCUACUGUAGUGGAUAGAAAAGGAGGGAGAGACUAUUUCAACAGUUCUUGCUCUUCUAGUGUUUAUCUCUCAGAAUGUUCCAGAAGCUCAGAUAGAUCGUUUCUUUACAGAAUUUAUCCAAAUCCUGCAUUCUCUCUACCCAACUAUAAGAGGGUUGUUCCAACAAGUCCUUUCAGUUUCCUCGGUUCUGAUAAUGAUGGAAGGAUAAAGAGGGACUUGAUGAGUUUCUGCGAUAAUAACUCAUCCACAUUCACCAAGUUGAAGGCUUCCACGGAGAAAGAUCACCAACAACAAAAAAAUGAAGAUGAGACCAGUAUCGAGCCCAAAGAAGUUCCUUUCAUUGAUUUUCUUGGUGUAGGUGUCUCUUCAUAA
Molecule: messenger RNA, 993 nt
Organism: Sphenostylis stenocarpa
Lineage: Eukaryota; Viridiplantae; Streptophyta; Magnoliopsida; Fabales; Fabaceae
Source: the annotation of a GenBank genome assembly